AUGUAUUCAGCACGGCAGGAGAUGGAUGAAUGGGAGGAAGAGGAGCAGCUUGUUGUUGCGGAGCUGUCGGGGAUUAUAAACUCAGAAUUUCUGACUAAAUGCCGAGGCAAAUGCAAGAUUGUGGAUAUCGACAGUGACCAGCCAAUUAUGCAGGUGGGAAGAUAUGUCUUUGCUGGAAAUUAUGAAGACGCGUUGGGCACUUGUGUGAUACUGGAGGAACAAGGAGAUGCUGGAAAUCCGGACCUUAAAUAUAAAUGCCACACCAUGAAGAAACUUAUGAUGCAAAGAACCUUCUUGACGGAGAAGAAAGAAGAAGAGCCCGUUUCUGUUGGCAUAGAGACUCUCGCCCUGAGUGAAGGGAAUCCAAGCGACAGAUUCACUAGUAUUAUCUGCAGCUUUGGAAAGGAUCAUAUAGCGCCAGAUGGAGCUGAUGCUGAUGCUUUAGGUGCCAGUUCAGAUUCAGACCCCGAAGGGAUGGAAAGGGAACAGUCAUCCAUGGGGGACAAUCCAGACAACAACUGAUAUGGACAGCAGGGCGUUAAUACAUUAUGUUCUAUCUGGGACAUUCAUUAUGGAGCAAAGGAAAAACCUACGCAAUAUCCCCAAAUUAACGGUAUCUCAUUUGUGUCUUAUAAAAUUAGCAGUAUUUUCACAUAACCUUUUAUUAAAAAAAUAUUGUUAAUGACUUUUGUAGUUAACUGUUUGGUACGGUGUGAAAACCUGGAAGCAUAGCCUGCACAUUACAUCAACAUGCGCGUUUGGCGUUCAGUUCUUGCAACUCGUUCCAAUCAAGAAUAGCCGUUACCAUGGGUAUGAAAGAACCGUUACCAUAACAUUUGUGUUUUUGUGUAAAUUUUCAACAUUCUCGUAUUAUAAAAAACGCUGCGUUAGUGCAUAAAGCUAGGGAGACUUACAACUGACCACACGUCUUGAUGCAAAGCCAUAUUGUAUUCUAAUAUGGCUAAACCUAGACUUCGAGGAACCGGCGAGAGAGGUGUUAAAGUUCUUAAAAACAAAAUAGACAUGGGGCCUCGGGAAACUAAAGCUAAUUCUACUGGAAGUAAGAGUGACAUGAAGCCCCGCUCUGGCAGACAAAUGGGACAUCGUGGUCUUGGAAAAGCAGGGGCGAAACGGUUGGGUCAGAUGUUGAAGAAAGCAAUUCAACAGAAAGAAGGAGUUCAAGGAAACAAAGAUUUACCAAAGACCCCAGUUGGUUUGUUAAAACACCAGGCUGAUGCAAUUGCGAAAGCCACAGCCAGUGAGAGGCCAAAGUUGGUCCCACGCGUUUCUGAUCUCAUCCUGCAAGUAAUAGCGCAGUGCAAAAGCCAGGGGGGCAUAUCCAUGGUAGAGCUCAAGAAGGCUCUGGCUGCUGGCGGUUAUGACGUGAGCAAAAACCAUUCACAAGUGAAUAAGGUAGUGAGGGGACUUGUGAGGACGGAAACUCUUUUGCAAACCUCUGGAAAAGGAACAGAGUCAUAUAGGUUUAACACAAAGAAAUUAACAAGUGAGAAGAGAAUCCGGACAAGGGCUGCAAGAAAGAAAGAGGCAGGUAAAGUGGUGAAGGAAAGCCCAGUGGCUCAGCUUAGCGCAGCAACAGAGAGAUCUACAGAGGCGCCCUCUAAAGCAGCCAGCAGAGAUAAACCAACCAGCAAGGCCAUGCCAGGAGAAAAGUCUGCUGAGACGGUGAGAAAUGCUAAACCAAAGGCCAGAGCAUCACCGGCAAAACGAAUCAAGAACAGUCCAAAGAAGAAAGGCGGUGAAGGCAAAACGAAAGCAACCAGAAAAAAUAGGAGAUAAUACAACUAGAUUUAUGCCAGAUCAUUUGACAACUAACAUUGUGAAAUAUGGCUUACUUUUGUGGCUAUAAACAAUAAAAACUUUGAUAACA
This is a messenger RNA of Alosa sapidissima (American shad), 1888 nucleotides long. RefSeq names its product general transcription factor IIIC, polypeptide 6, alpha (gene gtf3c6). The record is from RefSeq and is a predicted model, not a curated record. The transcript has 4 exons. Gene Ontology annotation, cellular component: transcription factor TFIIIC complex. The coding region runs from base 1 to 522 and encodes 173 amino acids. Lineage: Eukaryota; Metazoa; Chordata; Actinopteri; Clupeiformes; Clupeidae. Gene Ontology annotation, biological process: transcription by RNA polymerase III.